Messenger RNA from Caenorhabditis elegans, 1097 nucleotides. NCBI's taxonomy places the organism in Eukaryota, Metazoa, Nematoda, Chromadorea, Rhabditida, Rhabditidae. The record is from the annotation of a RefSeq genome assembly.
AUGCGAUCAAUAAUUUUAAUUAUAAGUUUAUUUGUUUUUGUUUCUGGAUUAGUACAUCAAAGUAAAAUAUUAUGGAAACCAUCAAAAAGGAUCGAGAUGCUGAGAAGUGGAGAAUGGGCAACAUAUAAGAAACAUCUCGAGAGACAAAGAAACCGUAAUCCUUGGCAGCUACAGAGUUUGCCACAGAAUGUCAAUGACUUUGCCGAUUUUGAAUAUCUUGGAAACAUCACUAUUGGAACUCCUGAUCAGAGCUUUAUUGUUGUCCUUGACACAGGUUCCGCGAAUCUUUGGAUUCCAGGGACAUCAUGCAAAGCAAAUUGUGAGUCGAAACACAAAUUUGACAAGAUAUUGUGAAGAUUGGAGCGACCGGAGAAAAUCAGUUAGCAAUCCCAAAAACGACAUUCGGAAUUGCAAACCAAGUUUCAGCAGAUUUAAAAAACGACGCCACCGAUGGAAUAUUCGGUCUUGCAUUCACUACAUUGGCUGUUGAUGGCGUAGUUCCACCACUUAUCAAUGCUAUUAAACAAGGAAUUCUUGAUCAACCAUUGUUCAGUGUAUUCUUGGAACAUAGAGGAACAUUGACAAAUGUUGGAGGAGGAGUGUUCACAUAUGGAGCAGUAGACACUACUAAUUGUGAACCAGUGAUUGGAUAUCAGCCAUUGUCAUCUGCCACUUAUUUUCAGUUCAAGGCAAAUCGAUUCCGACUGGGAAAAUAUUUGAAUGCAAAAGUUGUUGACGUGAUUUCGGAUACUGGAACUUCUUUCUUGGGUGGUCCCAGUGUAGUUAUUAAUGAAAUUGCAAAGCAGGCUGGCGCUACCUACUAUAUCCUUGGAGAAGCGUACGUAAUCGAUUGUGAUGCUACUCCUGGACCACUUGAAGUUACAAUUGGUGGCCAUGAUUAUCAAAUCGAACACUACAAUUAUAUUGCGGAUGUUGGCGAUGGAACGUGUGUGAUGGCUCUCUUCCCAAUGGAUUUUGGAGGUUUUGGACCUUCCUGGAUUCUUGGAGACCCGUUUAUCAGGCAAUAUUGUAACAUUUAUGAUAUUGGAAACUUCCGAAUGGGAUUUGCUCCAUCUUUGCAACCUGCUCCAAAAUGA